Molecule: messenger RNA, 372 nt
Organism: Aspergillus ruber CBS 135680
Lineage: Eukaryota; Fungi; Ascomycota; Eurotiomycetes; Eurotiales; Aspergillaceae
Exons: 2
Coding region: 1-372 (123 amino acids)
Source: RefSeq, a predicted model, not a curated record
AUGGACCGAGAAAGGGAAUUUGACGACACAAAUGGUCAAACAAUAUCCAUUUCUAAAGCUGCAAAAUUCAAUGCUCAUACAUUGAGAAAGCUACAAACUGCCGUCAGUCAUGAUCCAGAGAUUGAUUUGACCACGCAAAUGCUUAUUUAUUACACCGGCCGCCUGAUCAGAAUGCAAACUAGCAAAGAGGUCCUUGAUAUGUCCAACAAUGGAUUUCAAAGGUCUACGAAACCGAAGGAAAAAGAAAUACGGGAAUCUCUCAACCCAUCAGAUACCGUCCAUAUAUUAUUUCCCCUGUCUCGAGAGGUGCUGAGACUUGUGGAAGACAUCUCCAAGACCGCAGAACCUUUACCAAAUGGCCUUUCUCAAUAG